Messenger RNA from Zonotrichia leucophrys gambelii, 1531 nucleotides. RefSeq names its product endothelial cell-selective adhesion molecule-like. Gene Ontology annotation, biological process: homophilic cell-cell adhesion. The record is from RefSeq and is a predicted model, not a curated record. Gene Ontology annotation, cellular component: adherens junction; plasma membrane. The transcript has 7 exons. Lineage: Eukaryota; Metazoa; Chordata; Aves; Passeriformes; Passerellidae. Gene Ontology annotation, molecular function: cell-cell adhesion mediator activity. The coding region runs from base 13 to 1197 and encodes 394 amino acids.
GCGGCUCCGGCCAUGGGCGCGCUGCGGCGGGCGGCGCUGGCGCUGGCGGCGCUGCUGGGUGUCUCCUUGGCCGUGCUGGAGGUGCACGUGGGGACGAGCCUGGUGCUCUCUGUGGAGGGGCAGCAGGCAGUGCUGCCUGUCUGGUACAGCAGCCUCUCCCAGCAAGAGCCCUACAUCACCUGGAUGCUGAACAAGAAACCUGCUCCCUUCCAGAUCCUGUCAGUCAUGAGUGGGGUGGUGAAGGUGGAGGAGACAGAUCUGAAGUCCCGCGUGGGGUUCCUGCACCCCAUCGAGACCCGCAACAUCUCGCUGCUCAUCAACGCCACCCGCGAGCAGGACUCGGGUCAGUACAUGUGCACGGUCAACGUGGUGGACGACGUCAUCAGGAAGCACAAGAACGUCGGCCUCAUCAACCUCACCGUGCUGGUGCCACCGGCCACCCCCACGUGCCAGCUGCACGGCAACGCCGUCGUGGGGGCCAACGUCACCUUGAGCUGCUCCUCCAGGAAGGGGAAGCCCUCGCCCAUGUACCAGUGGCAGCGCGAGCCGCCCACCCUGCAGGUCUUCUUUCCCCCUGCCCAGGACCGGGCCAAGGGCACCCUCAAGCUGACCAACCUCUCCCUGGAAAUGUCGGGGGUCUACGUCUGCAGGGCUGAAAACCAAGCAGGUUCUGAGAACUGCAGCAUUGUCCUGGAGGUACAAUCAACGAGCACCAAAGCAGUCAUCGCCGGCGCCGUGCUGGGCUCCCUGGGUGCCCUUGCCACCAUCAUCUUCUUUGCCCAGAAGUUUGUUGGCUACAGGAGGAAAAAACGUGACAGCCAGGAGGAGGGAGCCAAUGAGAUCAAGGAGGACGCCGUGGCCCCCAAAACCCCAUCGUGGCCGAGGAGGCCGGCCUCAGACACCCUGUCCAAAACCAGCACGCUGUCCUCCAUCGCGGGCACGCGGCAAGGCUACGGAGCCAGAGCCCCGUCGGACACCGCCUCCAUCCUCACCAGCACCGGCAGCUACCGGGGCCCCCCGCCCCGGGCAGGGGCGCGGCCCCCCAGCCUGUCCCCCCCCGCCGCCAACGGGACCCCCCGGCGCCGCCCGGAGCCCCCCGCUGCUGCCGCGGGCGCGCUGCCCCCCUCCAGCCUGGCACGGGCCGGAGCCGUGCCAGUCAUGGUGCCAGCGCAGAGCCGAGCGGGCUCCUUGGUGUGAGCACCCCCCAAAAUGGGGUGCCCACAGCCAGCCCAUCCCACUCCCCGAUUCCUGGGGUGGUUUUGCUCCCUUUUUGGGGUUUCCUUUUCUUUUUAACAGAUGCCUCGAGCAGCUGGACUCAUCGUGGGUGUGUUUAAUGGGUGCAGGGGCUCUCUGCGUUUGGAGGGACCCCAUAAAUAUCACCCCCAAACCAGCCCCAGCCCUGCCUCAGGGGGGUCCCCUUUUAUGUUUUUUUUUUCUAUAUCUAUAUAUCAGGUGAAAUGCGGGAUUUUUUCACAAAAGAAAGUAGAGGUGGGGGGAGGGAGGUGAUGGGGACACGCACACACACUUUUUU